AGAUGAGGUUGCUAUGGAAACUAGUAAUUCUGCUGCCACUCAUGAACUUUUGUGCAGGCGAAGGUGUCCUACAUGGCCCUGUCUUUGUGCGGGAGCCUUAUGACAUUACUUACUCUUUGAAUGGGAAGGAUUCCAAAGUUAUCUUCAACUGCACAGCUAAUGGAUACCCAUCACCAUAUUACAGGUGGAAGCAAAAUGGCACAGACAUCGAUUUUACCAUGAGUUAUCACUUCAGGUUGGUUGGAGGCAGCCUGGUCAUCAGUAACCCACAUAAAAAUCAGGACUUUGGAACAUACCAGUGUUUGGCUACAAAUUCGUUUGGAACAAUUCUUAGCCGGAAGGCGAAGCUUCGAUUUGCAUAUAUUGAAGAUUUUGAAACCAAAUCAAGAAAUGCUGUGUCUGUCCGAGAGGGACAAGGAGUAGUUCUUCUUUGUGGACCACCACCACACUUUGGAGAUCUAUCUUAUGCUUGGAUCUUCAAUGACAAUCCCUUGUAUGUUCAGGAGGAUAGCCGGCAGUUUGUAUCGCAAGCAACGGGCAACUUGUACAUCGCCAAAGUGGAGCCGUCAGAUGUGGGGAAUUACACCUGCCUUGUAACUAAUGCAGAAGCACAAAAAAAUGUGCAGGGUCCACCCACUCCAUUAAUGCUUCGCAAAGACGGUAUAAUGGGGGAGUACGAACCAAAGAUUGAAGUACGUUUUCCUGAAACAACUCAUGCCGCAAAAGGUUCAUCUGUAAAACUGGAAUGUUUUGCCCUUGGAAAUCCAAUCCCUGAUAUUAGUUGGAAGAGAGCUGAUGGAAACCUUCUGGCAACAAAAAUCAAGUUCAACAAAUCCAAAGGGGUCCUUGAAAUACCAAACUUUCAACAAGAAGAUGAAGGCAUUUAUGAAUGUGUUGCAGGAAACUCGAGAGGACAGAAUGUUGCAAAGGGUCAACUACUUUUCUAUGCUCUUCCAGAAUGGGAACAAAAACUCCAAGAUGCACAUAUAUCCAUCCAAGACAACAUGUUUUGGGAGUGUAAAGCAAAAGGAAAGCCAAGUCCUUCCUACACUUGGUUAAAAAAUGGUCAACCUCUUGAAUCAGAGGACAGAAUCCAAAUAGAAAAUGGGACACUUAAGAUAACUACACUGAAUAUGUCAGAUUCUGGUCUCUACCAAUGUAUUGCAGAAAAUAAAUAUCAUACCAUUUAUUCUAAUGCUGAAUUAAGAGUCAUAGCUUCUGCCCCCGAUUUUUCUAAAAAACCCGUACGGAAAAUAUCAGUUGUCCAAGUUGGCGGUGAUGUUACAAUUGCUUGCAAACCGGAUGCUUCACCCAAGGCAGUUAUUUCCUGGAAAAAGGGACCAGAAAUCCUGAGGCAAAGCAAACGAGUGUUUUUCCUUGAAGAUGGCAGUCUCAAGAUAUAUAAUGUUACCAAAUCAGAUGCAGGAACAUUCACUUGUAUAGCAACAAAUCAAUUUGGCAUUGCCAAGAACACUGGAACCCUGGUUGUAAAAGAGCGGACUGUAAUUACCAUUCCACCUUCCCAAAUGGAUGUGACAGUUGGAGAGAGUAUAGUCCUGCCGUGUCAGGCGUACCAUGAUCCCUCCGUUGAGGUUGUAUUCACAUGGUCAUUCAAUGGAGAUGUGAUAGAUUUCAAAAGAGGAGUGGAUCAUUUUGAAAGAAUCGGAGGAGAAUCUGUUGGGGAUUUGAUGAUCAGAAAUAUUCAGCUAGGUCAUUCCGGAAAAUAUGAGUGCAUGGUGCAAACAACUAUAGACGGCCUAUCUGCUACUGCCAAUGUCAUUGUUAGAGGCCCUCCUGGUCCACCAGACGAUGUCAGAGUAGAACACUUUUCGAAUACCACUUCUCAGCUUCGUUGGAGACCAGGGCUGGAUAACAACAGUCCUGUUCAGAUCUAUACUAUACAGACCAGGACACCUUUUUCCGUUGGUUGGCAGGCUGUUUCAACAGUUCCCGAAAUUCUCAAUGGAAAAACCUAUUCUGCAACAGUGGUGGGUUUAAAUCCUUGGGUUGAGUAUGAAUUCCGGGUGGUUGCUUCCAAUAGCGUUGGGAUUGGUGAACCAAGUCAACCUUCACAACUCUUGAGGACCAAAGCAUCAGUCCCAGUAGCGGUACCAACAAAUAUUAGCGGAGGUGGAGGAAGUCGUUCUGAACUCGUCAUCACAUGGGAGUCAAUUCCAGAAGAACUUCAAAAUGGAGAAGGAUUUGGAUAUAUCAUUAUGUUUCGGCCUCUUGGAUCAAUAACCUGGACCAAAGCCAUAGUAGAUUCAGUGGAAGCCUCAAAGUACAUGUACAGAAAUGAAAGCAUUACACCCCUCUCUCCCUAUGAAGUCAAAGUGGGGGUCUAUAAUAAUGAAGGAGAAGGGACAUUAAGCACAGCAUCCAUUGUCUACUCAGGAGAAGAUGAACCUCAGCUGGCUCCAGUUGGAGUAUCUGCACAGAGUUUUUCAGCAUCUGAAAUGGAGGUGUCUUGGGGUGCCAUUGCCUGGAGCAGACACACCGGACGGGUGCUAGGUUAUGAGGUCUUAUACUGGACAGAUGACUCAAAGGAAACAAUUGCUGGUAAAGUCAGGGUCAGUGGAAAUACAACUACCAAAAAUAUCACAGGACUUAAAGCAAAUACAGUAUAUUUUGCCACCGUGAGAGCUUAUAACACUGCUGGAACUGGACCCUCAAGUGCUCCAGUUAAUACCACUACUAAAAAGUCACCCCCCAGCCAACCCCCAGCAAAUAUUGCCUGGAAACUGACAAAUUCAAAAUUGUGCUUAAACUGGGAACAUGUCAAAACCAUGGAGAAUGAGUCAGAAGUGUUAGGCUACAAAAUUUUGUACAGGCAAAACAGGCAAAGCAAAACUCACGUUUUGGAAACAAAUAAUACAUCGGCUGAGCUCCUGGUGCCAUUUGAAGAAGAUUAUUUGAUAGAAAUAAAAACAGUCAGUGAUGGUGGGGAUGGCAGCAGUAGUGAGGAAAUUAGGAUCCCUAAAAUGUCAAGUUUAAGUUCCAGAGGAAUUCAAGCUUCAGAAAGAAGAGACAAUUUACUGCCUGUUUUUAUUGUGAUUUUGGAUAGUCUUGCUCUUUUCUCUGCUCUAUGAUAAGAGAAAUCAUGCAGUCUUGGACUUUGGAAAACAUAUUAUU
Messenger RNA from Tachyglossus aculeatus (Australian echidna), 3132 nucleotides. It is a transcript of the gene CNTN6, whose product is annotated as contactin 6. The transcript is spliced from 22 exons. The record is from RefSeq and is a predicted model, not a curated record. Gene Ontology annotation, biological process: brain development; cell-cell adhesion. NCBI's taxonomy places the organism in Eukaryota, Metazoa, Chordata, Mammalia, Monotremata, Tachyglossidae. The coding region runs from base 3 to 3089 and encodes 1028 amino acids. Gene Ontology annotation, molecular function: cell-cell adhesion mediator activity.